GAACCUCCGCUCCAAUGGGGAAAACUAGCGACGCGGCAGGCCUCCAGUAAAGGAGGCAUUGCUCUGUCUCUCGCGUUGCCGUAGCGGGUGUAGUAAACAUAUGUGGUACGUUGUGCGUGUGGCAUCGCGCUGGCAAUCGCGAGAUAAAUUUUAGCUCCCGGUCUCCGUCUCCAUCCGAUAGCCUGCACCUCGUCCAACCGAUCAGCGCUCUGACAGAAAAAAAAGGUGGAACAGGCAAAGCACGUUGCAAAUUGAAGCCGUACAGUGGUGAAGGCACCUCAACUGAGCAGAAAAUCCUGACUUGCACCAUUUUCAAGGAGUAGGUUCCACCUGGAGCCGCCCUUGAUGAGCCUGGCUGGCACCAGCCGUCUGGAGGUGAGCUGUGUUCUGCACUGGUUUUCACUGUGGAACGCUGCCCAGAGGGAGGCCUUCUCUGCCACACUGCUUGCCCACUUGGCACCCCCCAGGGAAGACCCCGCUGGUGAGCUGUGUGGCCAGCUCGACGCAUUGUCCCUGUCCCGCCGCAACUCUCCGUCGGUGCUGCACUGUCAGCUGUCCCUGUGUGAGCUGUACUUUGCCUCGUGGGGACCCGAGGGCCAGCGAAACUUCCUCCAGAUUCUGGCGCAGCGUGACGGCCCCUUUGUGGCCCGCUUCCUCGGCUCUCUGGCACAGCGGGAGCCCCUGCUGGCUCAGGCACUGGCCCCGUGACCUCCUCCCCCACCCAAAUUAUCCCCAUCGUGGUCUCCCUGAACAAAGAGAGGAUCCGGGUGGGCAAAGAUGCUGAGCCAGAAGGGCCCCGCGUGCAGCGCUGCCGAGCAGUCUGCUUACCUGCUCAGCUGGUUCGGAGAGUACAGCGACCUGCAGCGUGACGACUUCCUGCACGUGCUGGCCGAUAAGUACACACUCCUGGGACCUGCCGGUGACGGCGACCUGGGGCUGUCACACCUCUCCAUGGGGAACCCCGAUGCCCCGCCCUCACUCUUCCAGUGCCGCAUGAGCCUCUUCGACCAGUGGUUCCAGGGCUGGAGCGACGAGGACAAAGCGAGCUUCCUUGACCGGCUACGGUCUCUUGAUCCGGAGUUUGUGGACAAGCUCUCCUCCGUCCCCAACGGCACAGCAGACCACAGUCCAAGUGCGCCGCUGCCAGCAGCGACGACAACAGUCUUGGUCAAUCACUGCACGAGUGUAACAGUCAACGGAGAUAGUCUCAAAGUCGAUGAGGAUGAAGAGGUGGAGGAGGAGGAGGAAGAGGAAGGUAAUCGGGAGGUAGUCUCGCCAACGGAGGAACCACAACCUAUGCCGAGGAAUGUCGUGUCACCAAGCAGCGGCUCCGUGGAGGAAGAGAGGGUUUCGCCCAUGGGAGAAAAGAUCGAAUAUGAGGAACAAGAGGAGCUGGUGCUCUGAGGUUUCACAACAAUGUGCAGAAUGUGGCGCAACGGUAACAUCAGCCCAGUAUACGACUGGUUGUACUUGUGUCAGUGGUACAGGACAUCUUCCUUGUGUAGUUUCAAGUUGUCUGGCUGACUUCCUCAGGUCAGUGACAAAGCGCUCGCAGAAUGUGUAACCUUUCCUCAUUUCACAUCGACAGCUUAGGAGGUUUUGUAUUGAAUGUGGACAGGCAGAUUCAAACUGCCAGCAGGCUGCAUAGUGGCUUCGACAUGUGAUGUGUGAGCAGCCUUCUUUACUUUCCCAUUUAGCUAAUAUUAGUGAUAAUAAUAGUAGACCUAAUUUCGCCAGUAUAUUUAAGUUUUUGGCCAGAUUUUGGUGACGUGGUGCACAGCCGUGGGAGUCGUAUAUGAAUUCUUGUGACAAUAGCUCAAGAGCUUCCGUUCACAGGAUGAGAUAAUUAAACCCAAUCAGUUUAUAGGUUGCUGAAUGUGGAUUUUGCAUGCUUGAUGACAAUAUUGUAUGUCUGUAGUGUGAGCAUUCCUCAAUCGAAGUCCCAAGGUAGAGGAACCACCGCGUUUUGUGUUUGUGAUGUCUAGAAAAUGUACCGGUUGCACUGCACUGUAGGAGUAGACUUGGGUCUAAGCAGCAUUGAGGCCACUGGGUCUCUGUGAUGCUCAUUUGUGGCUGAUAGGCCGUUUUUGAUGCAUGUGCCAAGGCCAUCCAUUUAAGAGCAUGACAUUUUUCUUAGCAUUCCACCUAACACACCUGUCAAAAAGCAAGCCUUCCAUGGGAAAGGUUGCCAUAAGCAGAUUUGGUGGCCGAUGUAUCUUUUUGGCAUGGGAUUUGUGCCCAAUGUUUUAUCACUGCUGCCAUAUAUUUUGAAUAGAAUGAAGUGGUGGCUUCUCCCUUUCUCUUUUUUCCUACUGAAUUCACGCGAGGUCUACCCCUCACUGAAGAAAUAGGUUGAGAGUUGAUUUUGUUUUUCUCUAUGCUUUGCCUUCUGGGACAAGCUUUGACUCCAAAGCCCGUGUGCAUUUUUUUCAGAGCACCAUUCCAUUUGCUUUUCCAUUCCAUUUUGGCAAGGCCUGUAUGGUUAUAUUGUACAGCCAGAAUCUUUCUUCCCCCAAUGUUUGCUUUGAAGGGCCCCUCACCAGGUUUGGCCAUUUCUGACAGACGAGUGCAAAUUACUCACUAAUGAUCGUGUCUGCAAAGUAUUACAGCACUGCAAGCGAUGAAAAUAGCGGAAAUUUCAAGCCAAACACCACGCGCCCUUCCUCUUGAGGAAACUCCGCCACCAGCCAGAGCAUCAAGGUAACAUUCACAAAGGCGCUCUUGUAAAAUACAUUGUCACGUACUUCGCCCGCCAUCACACAUGACUUGGGUAGUCAUCCUAUGCAGAAGGUGCCACGCCGCUGCUGUAAAUACAUCGUGCAGCAUGAAAGGAAGAGAAAGAAAGAAAUAUAACAAAAAAAAAGAAGGCGGGACUCGGAGGCGUGGACUUGGUCUCUUGGCUCCGUUGUGGAAGAAGGCAGGGAAGGAACAUUGUUUUCGAAGGCUGGUCUAGGGAAAGGGAAAGAGUGUCACCAUUGGCAGUGAAGCUUCCUGGUGGCAUGAUAACAAGCCAGUUGAUUUCUGCUAUUUCCUGUAAUACCAAACUGAUUUGAAAAAUUAUUUCGGUGCAACACUCCUUAGAAGGCAUUUUACAAUUUUCAGUGUGUAAACAGAAUUUGAACUAGGGCCUGGCGAGGUGCCCUUUAAUGCACACGUACAUACUUGGUAGCUCCGUGCAAUCUGUGUAGCUCAACAUUUUUCGUUAUCUUGCAGCUGUUUUACUGUUCUCCAAAUCUGUCAUUGAUCUGCACGUAUGCUGCAAUAGUAAACUACUAAAAAUAGGAACGAUGCCAUAUUUAAUAAGAGCCAAUACUUAACCUGUGCUUUGACGAGUCUAUUCGUAUAUAUUUCUGUUUAGGCAUAAAAUGAGCUCUGCAUCGUGUUCUGUGUAGCGCAUGCUCUGGGAAGUUCAAAAUUAUUUGCAGUAUGACAUGCUUAUUCAUUUUAACAUCACCAAGUUUGUCAAAACCACCUCUGAACCUUUUCCUUCCUCAGUGCAGUUAACUUUUUCUGCACAAAUGUAUAUCUUUCAACUGCUCAGGCACCUCGGGCCUCAAGGCACUCGUUAUGUGUUCAGAAUCUCGUAUCUGUCAUGCUUUAAUAAUGGCAGCAUGUCUAUGCAGACGGAGCGCAUCGUGCAUUGCCCAUGUGUCGUGAUGAGUCGUUUGUAACAAUGAGUUACUUUGUACUGGCAAAAGCCCUGCUCUUGAACGAUGGUUGAAUAUAAAGAUCACCUGUGGCUUGUAAGCACAUGUUGCAGUGAGUUUAAGCAUUUUGACAGAAAAAGGAACACCUAUUUGUUUUUGCAGAUUACCUUGUCCCUGUGGUCAGGCCUAAUAGUAUCAUGUGCAUUUGAGAGACUUGGUUUGUGCCAGUGGCCUCAGAAACGCUUGGUAGCUGGGUCAGGUGAUGUGGUGGGUGAGCAGUCAUUUUUUGGCUCUGAGCAGCCUGGCCAGCUAUCUGCAGUGACAGUGCUGCCAAAUUCUUGGUAAGGAAAGUCGCCCUCCUACACCCUUCCCAGCUCUCUCCUUUUGACGUCACUGGUUGGUGUGCAAUGGCAUCUUUCAAAUGGAAAGUGGCCUAAAGACACACAGCUUGCAAGAAAUCCCAUUUCUGUAUGUAUUGAUUGGCAUGUGUUGCAUAUGCCUUGAAAAUAACUCUCACAAAUGUUAGUUGCUUGAAACAUGUACGACAUGUGCCUUGAGCUUUUUUAACGCUGCUUGCAGCUAGCAACUUUUAUGGCCAAUUCCUCCAAUGCUGUUUUUCAGUUUUUUGCUAUUUCUCUGUUUCAAAAUGUUUUGGUGUAUUGCAUUCCAUUGAUGCUAGGAACAAUUAAGACCGCUUUUUGCUAUAUAUGUCUAUAUUUUCUUUGUGUGUGUAUUUGUGCAUUUGUAUGUCAUUUAUGUGUAGUAUGCUACAGUUGUCUUUGAUAAGAGCACGAACAAUUUUUCACAUUGCAUAAUCAUCACUGUUGCUCACUUAAAAACUCACGUGCGUGCAAGCAUUUUGCAAGGCGUGUUAUUUUUUUGUGUGUGUAUGCCGUACCUCCUGUAAGGUACAGUGUGGCCGAACAUGUCAAGGAACAUUCCAUUAGAGCUGAGCUAGCAGGUGCUGCAGUUCUUCUAUUCAACCCGUAGUAAUUGAAGCUUAUUGAGUCGGGUUUUUCUUAUACGUGUCUCAUAGUAUCUUGUCUUUGCUAGCUAUUAACGUGUUAAACGUAUUAUUAUUAACGUAUUAAACGUAUUAAACGUAUUAUCCAAAAAUCGUAUUAUCCAAAACGGACUCCAAAAGAUCUCGAAUAAUACAUACUUGGCACAGAACUUGCUUUUAUUAAAGCACUUUAAAAUAAUCCGUCACUUUGCGCUGCACUUUUUGCUUUUCGAGGUCCUGCAGCAAGCUUUUCUGGAACUCGUAAAAACGAGUAGCAGUUUUUUCGCUGAGCUCCACAGACGCGACAAAGCCACGAAGCCCGUCCAAAGCUUCGAGAGCACCGUCAGUAUUUAAUGGCCGACGAUCGCUGCUGCAAUCUCCGGCAUCUUGGUUGUCAUCGUCGUCGCACUCCUCUUCAGCGGUAACAUCUGCAAUGAUGUCUUGGACGGUGCGCAAUUCACAUGUCGCCAGUUGGUCGUCCGCCGAUACAAACUCUUCCGGAGACGCGUCGACAUUGAGGUCACCCCAGUCCGGGAUGUCAAUCUCUGCGCCGUCAUCUCCAUUUUCCUCAGUAUCGCCAGGUGCACAAAAAAAGCCACACUUCUUGAAGCAGUUGGCGAUGGUGUCAGGUUUGACGCGAUCCCAUGACAUCGCCAGAAAAUGGAUGGCAUCAAGAAGAUCCACCUUCAAGCUGGCAUCUUUCCGGUCAAUCUUGGCCAAAAAGCAUCUGAUCAACAAGCUCCUAAAGUGAAAUUUCAUGUUUCUAAUGAUUCCUGCAUCUAGGGGCUGCAAGUGGCUGGUGCAGUUGGGCGGCAGGAAAAUUACUUUUACGUUUUGCAGCCACGAAGUAUCGACAGGGUGCGCGGCACAAUUGUCGAGAACCAGAAGAAUUCUACGGUUCGCGGCACGCAUCCGGGCAUCCAGAAAUGUGAGGAACUCUGUGAAAAGGGCUCCGGUCAUCCAUGCCUUCUCAUUCGCUUUAUAAAUGACAGGAAGGCGUGGGUUACGCGAAAAGCAGCGUGGCUUCCAGUAUUUGCCAAUGACAGUAGGCUUGAGCUUCUCGGUUUCAUCAGCGUUGCAGCACAACAAUACGGUGACUCUUUCUUUGCUUUUUUUUCCGCCUUGACACGUCUCACCUUUUAUGCUGAGACUUUUCUCGGGCUGAAGAUUGAUGAACAACCCAGCUUCAUCUGCGUUGAACACAUCCAUUGGCUGGUACUGAGCAAUCACCGCCGGCAGAGUCGAAAGCCAGUUGGAGACCUGAUCUUGGUCGGCAGACUUCCCUUCGCCGGAAACGGUUUUAUACGACAGGCCAUGCCGUGUUUUAAAACGAUGGAGCCACCCGCCCGAAGCUUUAAAAUCUUCGAUGACCAACGAGAGUGCUAUCUCAUCAGCUCUCUCGCGAACAACUGUCCCGUCCACAUUCACGCCCGCCGCCCUUACCUCCCUGAACCAUGCCAGAAGAACCUCUUCCAUCUUGCCAUGCUGGGCGCCCCUUGUUUGCUUCACGCCGGCGCCGAAGACUUGAAUGUUCUUCUGAAUUUCUUCUCGCUUGCCGACGAUCGUGUUCAGCGUGGAGACGGGCAAACAAAGUUCGCGUGCCAGGUCGACACGUUUCUUCUGCGGAUUUUCGUCGACUUUUGCUAGGACGUCGAGUUUUUCUUUCAGCGAUAACGCUUUACGCUUUCUAGACAUGGUGAAGCGCACGGGUGAAACGCGGCACCAAAACAGAAGAAACGAUAAGGGCGAAGUGCAAGCUGAACGCUCGAAACACCAAAAUGGCAACGAGAAAUGGCAAGCACAAAGCCAACAAAGCCUACAGCAUCAUCAAUGCAUGCGCCAAUCACUGCUGCUUGGUCACGUGAUUUUACCGUGAGUACUAUGUCUUAGGUUAGAUGGCCCUAAAAACCUUCGGUGCGUUUGGUGUGCGAGCUUGCGAAAAUUGCUCCCAGAGGCCGCCACACUGCUGCAGGCGCUGUGCAGAAGCACGGCCGGACUCUAGCCGAGCCGAGCCAGGCCAAGCCUCGAGCAUACAAAGCGCGCGUCGCCGCGUCUUUAGUCCGCCGUGCCUGUCGUUUCGCUCGAUGUUAAUUUCAGUAGCUCUGCCCACCCGCUUCAAAGGACUGGCUCUGAUGUUAUCAUCAUACAGAAGACGUUUCCGGGAUCGUAUUAUCCAAACCGACGUGGAAAUACGAUCAUAUUAGCCGUACAAAAAUGCAUUUACCUCUAUAGGGCAUCGGCCGGGAAUGAAAAAAAAACGUAUUAUGCCGAAAAACGUAUUUAGCCGAAUCGUAUCAACGAGAUUUCACUGUAUACAUAAGGGCAGCAUGACUCUGUAGCGGUGACUGACUGUCUGUUCCUUGUCAAAUCAGUCCACACUGUACUGGCUGUCUUUUAUUAUACACUAUAAAUGAAGUUCACGCUGAAGUUCUAGGCUUGUAAGAGAAGUGGACAACAGUUUAUUUCGUCUUCACUUUGAAAGUUUUCACAGCGCAGCUGUUUAUGCACUAGGGUUAUUGGGCAGGUACCAUUUUACACAUUUGUACUCUUCGAGCAACUUUUCUUCUUUUUUUUUAAGAACCGAUGUCAAUCCUUUCUCUUCUUGGCACCAUGGUUCUGUUGACCCAUUGUCAUCUCUUUUUAUACUGUCAAGCAGGUAGCGAAUGUGCAUAGCAGGAUAACAGGUGAGGAUCAUGAACUGGAAGUAACGAGCUAUUUAUGCAGCAGACUUGUGCCUAGAAACAGAACUGCUGUAAAGUGACAAUAAAAGCAGCAAUCAUAGUGAAUGGUCAUUGAAACCAGA
Molecule: messenger RNA, 7453 nt
Organism: Dermacentor albipictus
Lineage: Eukaryota; Metazoa; Arthropoda; Arachnida; Ixodida; Ixodidae
Source: RefSeq, a predicted model, not a curated record